CUCCCGCCACACGAUCGAAUUCCUUCCCAAGGAACGACAAGAACGCGAGUAGGGGAAGAUUGCAAGUGUGUCUUCCGUUGCAAUGGCCUCUCAGAGCCCGACAGAUGCCGUUCUUCCACUGUGGAAGAAAGCUGGGAAACCGGGAAAAGAGAUGCAGAAGACUGAAGAAGAAAAGAAACCCGCAGCUGCGAAAAUAACGGAAUCGACGAAGCCCAUUUUAGAGGAACAAGCACUGCUGAGAGAAAAGCUGAAAACUAUGCCAACGUGGAAGAAAGAUAAAGAACCAGCUGUGAAGAGGAAAACACAACCGAUGGUAGCCAGGCCUCCUUCACCUGGAACAUCUUCUGGUGCUAGUGCCAGGUCCCAAGCUGCUCAGCUUGGAUCAAUGCCAGUGAAGGUACCAUCUCCUCCAACCCGGCGACGCACACCUGGCAACUCACCUUCCAAUUCUGUAUCAUUCUCAUUUCCACGGAGUUCAUCUCCUGUCUAUGAAGUGUCAAAUGAAUUCAAACGCAAAGUAGAGAAAGCCAUGCGAGCAAGACUCUACCUCUUACAACAGUCAGGACCUAACUCUUUUCUCAUUGGUGGAGACUCACCAGAUCAUAAAUUCCGUGUCAUGAUUGGACCACAGGUAAAUAAAUCUGGAGUACUCUGGACUAUGUAUUUUGUUAGAUCUCCGAGUCGCAGUAUACGAUCUGAACUGCCAAGGGUGGCAGCACCUUUAGGGCCAGAGGAGGUCACUUUGCCGCAUUCAGACCCAGUACCAGCCGCCCAAAUGGAACUGGCAAAACCAUGGAUUGAGGCAUUUGGAGAGAACCUUGUGUGCUGCUUAUUUUCUCGUGAAUGGAAUGUGCGAGAAACAGCUCUGCGCCGCCUGAGCAAGGAUAUCAACACAGUGUUUUUAGAAGGUAGCAGCGCACAGAACAUGGCCGCCUUUGAAGCAGGCUGUUCCCUGUUAUCCAUGAUGUGUGGCGAUCCUGUUUAUCGAGUUUACGUGGCUGCACUGAGAACUCUUCGUGUAUUGGUGAUGUACAUGACUUACUCCUCACAACAAGAAAAAAGACAGAUCCAGAAGUACCUGUUUGGUGUUGUGGAAGCUGUGUUAGCAAAGUGUGCUGACUCUAACCGGCGUAUUAGCACCUUGUCCAUACAGGUUCUGCUGGAACUCUGCAAGGAUGAAUCGGGAGACCUGGCACUCGGCAAAAUGCUUGGUGAACAACACGAACCACAGUCUCUGGGCGGUCUGAACUUCAUUUUAUCUUGUAUCUUACGGACUGCGGCAGAAUAUGCCACCUGGCCAUGGUGGCUGGGACGGCUUAUGUUUCUACGGAAACUAAUGGAUGAAUACGUCAGCGAGUUUGAGCUCUCAGCUGAUUGUGCAUCUGUCCAAAUGGAGGCUGCUGGUGUUCUCAUCCAGGCAAGGGGAGCAAAUGUCAGUGAGGAUGAAGAUGAAAUUUAUCAGGACAAUGUAACUCGGCUGAUGUCAGUGUUGAAGUUUACUGUGCAGGCUGCGUACUGUUCCCACAGCAAGGUCAGCAAGCUUGCAAUUGCUGUCCUGAUGUCUUGCACUUCACUAGCAUCACAUUCCCCAUCUGCUUUUAAACACAUCAAGAAAGUUGUCUCUAAGCUCAAGCCAGCUCAGCGCAGUGCUCUUCAUCGUCAGCUUCAAGCAAUCCCUAGAGUCAGUACAGCUCCGUCGCACAGCAGCAACACUGUUGAUAGUAUUCAAUCUCAAGCCAGCACUGAUCCGCCAUCUUCAAAUACCAGCUAUCGGGAUUCAGCGAUUGGCAGCUUGUCAUCAGCAGCAUCAGAUGACGAAACUGACAACUUUUCAGAAUCUGAACUUUUUCAAUCCAUUGUGGACACCAUCGAAAGACCAGAGUCGUUUUGCUUUUCUCCCAAUGCUCUUUCUCCCAAUAAAGAACUCAAUCUCGAUUGGAGCAGGUCAAUAGAGGACUCUCCUCAAAUGCCACCUGUCAAGUUGGCAGUUGGAAAGAAAUGCCUGGAGAUAAUUGAGCAGGAGGAAGCAGAAGCCAUGGCUAGGGCCAUAGCUGUCUCCUCGCAUGACCGUGGCCCCUCUAAGAUAGCAAGUCUGGAUUCAGGUGAUGAAAUGGUUAUCGUUUUUACACAACCAGAGUCCUUGGAAAAGGCCGUCAACUCAAAACAUCUGUAUCUGGAAGGAGUUCAUUGGAAAAAAGGAGAGCUACUAGGGACUGGUGCCUACUCAUCUUGUUAUGCUGUCAGAGAUCUCAUGAAUGGAUCGCUUAUGGCUGUCAAACAGGUUUCUUUCUGCCGUAAUUCGACCGAGGAACAGAACAAAGUGACUCAGACCAUAGACGAUGAAAUUUCACUGCUGGGCAGACUGAAACAUCCUCAUCUCAUCAAAUGUCUGGGUGCAACAAAACACACAGGGCACUUCAACAUCUUCCUAGAGUGGAUGCCAGGCGGGUCCAUCACAAACCUUCUAAAAAAAUAUGGUGCGUUUGAUGAAAAGAUUGUGAUCGACUACACCAGACAGAUUCUUCAGGGCGUGGCCUACCUUCAUCAGAACCAAGUGAUUCACAGAGAUAUUAAAGGAGCAAAUAUCUUGGUGGAUUCAUCAGGACAGAACAUUCGCAUAGCAGAUUUCGGUGCCGCAGCGAGGCUAGCAACUCAAAUGACUGGCGCUGGUGAAUUCCAAGGACAGCUGCUUGGAACGAUCGCCUUUAUGGCUCCCGAGGUCUUGCGUGGAGAGAGCUAUGGUCGCAGCUGUGACGUAUGGAGUGUAGGAUGUGUCAUAAUAGAAAUGGCUGUCGGGAAACCGCCAUGGAACGCCCAUGAACAUUCCAAUCACUUGAUUGCCUGCGCUGAGUGCCCACCCGACAUUCCUGAGAAUCUAAACCCAGCACUUAGAGACGUUUUACUAAGGUGCCUUGAAGGCAAACAAAAUGAGAGACCAUCUGCUAUGGAACUCCUGAAACAUCCAUUGUUUACUCAGAUGUAAACGUCGGAUAAGCUACUAAUUACUAUUUCUUGAGAAUGUGCGCUCAACGUGAGUGAAUACACGUGAUUCUUUCGUCAAGUCGUGUUCGAGAGCUCCGCCAAGGGCGCAAACCCGUUGAGAAACCCGAGAAACUUCGGAGCCGUGUUGUCCAAUCAGGAAACAGUACGAAGCUUACGUCAUGUCGGCUGUUGCGUAGCACGUUUAGUAACCUCUACUUUUUAACUGCUCAAAGCAGUUCUUUUACAUCCAAGUUUGGAGUCUUGACAUUAUUUCAUAGUCAGUUAUUCAUCAGAGUUGUUGUAAUUGAGAUUAAUAUUAUUACCUGAAAAUUGAUGACUUGUACGCAGUCGUGAUGUAAAGCUGUAUAAACUCUUACCAAACUGCGCAAUUUUAGGAAAACAACUAUUUACUGUCUGUUACAAAAAUGGAACAAAUACUAACAUAAAACGAUUUUUCUCAAAGAACUUUUUAGACAUUUCGUCUACUAUUUCUACUAAAACGUACGUUACAAAACUUUUCUUUAUGAUGUAAAUUUAUGGUACAACCGUAUUUUAACAGCUUACCUCCUUUUCUCUCGUGUAUAUACAUAAAAAUCUCUUCUUUGAAAGUUGUCUUUCGCCCGAUUUGUACGUGUUUUUGAGAUAUAAAACAAAGUAGCAACAUAUAGUCUAUUUUAGAGAAUGUAAAGUUAGUAUUAUAUCAGUUUGAACUUCUUAUGGAAGGCUUUUAACAUAAACAUACUUUUAUAUAGCGUUUUGUUUUCAAGAUAGCUUUUUAAUCUGGUAAUAUUCUUACCAAUCUUAAACUCCUUGGUCAGCGGUAGAUCACCUGUUGAGCGUAACCUGGGUACGAGCUAAGUUUGUACUUUCAAACAUUGUAUAACAAUGGUUGUAGUUAAAGUCGUACUUUUUCCAGAGAGUUUCGCACAAUGCCAUAAGGCUUGCUGAAAUUGAAUCUUUACUGUGAUACUGUUGUGUUUCGUUGUUCAAGUGCCCUGUGGCCUGAGAAUAAUAAGAAUCAUGUAAAAUUAAAAUGUUUGUAUGAAA
This is a messenger RNA of Orbicella faveolata, 4029 nucleotides long. RefSeq names its product mitogen-activated protein kinase kinase kinase 1-like. NCBI's taxonomy places the organism in Eukaryota, Metazoa, Cnidaria, Anthozoa, Scleractinia, Merulinidae. Gene Ontology annotation, molecular function: protein kinase activity; zinc ion binding; ATP binding. Gene Ontology annotation, biological process: protein phosphorylation. The record is from RefSeq and is a predicted model, not a curated record.